CCCCCCUUCCCAUUCUUCUGAUGUUAAGUGUAACUGAAGACUUGUAAGAGAACACCCUGCGUUUUUUUCUUCUUUAAAGCUGUCCUCUCAUUUUCUCUCCAAUGCUUGUUUCCAGCAAGCAGUUGGGUAUCGGCCGCUCUCAGAGCUGGGACACACUCGGAUGUAAUGAGGGGCAGUGGGACAGGGAGAACAGCUACGAACACCACGCCAGGAUUGCGGGGAGAAGGAAUUCAUUGACAUACGGGGGUGACAGUGGAGGGUGGUAUGAGCUGCCACCCCCCGGGAUCCGUCCCUCUGACCUGGACUUGAAACGGGAGCCAUACACCUACCAGGGCCCCUUCUAUGACCAGGGCUACCCUGAGAAGCUUGAGCAGCGCCCCUUGCGGAAGAGCUCUGUGCCAGAGCUGACCAGCCAGUACGACAGACAAGCUAUGGCUGCCCGGGGAUCCAUUCCGCCACAGGACUACUACCAGCAUGAUGCCACUCUGGCUGCCCGACCACCAGAGGACCCCCGAGGCUAUUACCGGGGGGAGUCUCACCUCCUUAGCAGAUCAGCUCCACAUUAUGGGAUUCCCAGUGGGAACCGGCCCCCAUGGGAUCAGGGCCAGUGCCGACCCCCUCCGCCAGCUCCUACCCCGGCUGCACCUCUUCCUCCCCCUAUGGCUCAUGAAAUGAGUCGUAUUUACAAGGAUCCCACAGCUGGCAAGAUGAUAACAGAUGGCCAGAGAAUACCCGGCAGAGAUGUGUCUCCAGGACGUUAUGGAGUUGAGCCACCUUCACCCAGGUAUGCAGCUGAGCCACCGCAUCUCUCUACUCGCUCGGUUUACAAUGACAUCAAUGGCCGCCCUAUGAUGCCCCGGCAGGCCUCGGCUACUUGCCUGGUGGUAGACCCAGUAUCUCAGGGAAUUGAUGGGACAGCAACCCGCGGAAUGGUACUGCGCCAGGAGGGUCCUGCUGCUUACGCUCCAGUGGUGUCACCGAAAGUACCCUACGAUCCCAGCUACGAUUCCAGUGCCUCUGUUGCUGCCCCAGCUAGUACACCCAUGUCUGCUGGGUUGCCUCACCCCCAACCCCAACCCCAAUUGCAACCACAGCUGCAACUACAACCUCAGCCUCACCCUCUACCUCAGACUCAGCCUCUGCCUCCACUUCAACCUCAACCUCAACCUCAACCUCUGCCACCACCUCAGCCACAGGCAGUGGCAGUGGCACCACCACAAACACCUCUGCCUGUGGACCCAAGAAAAACGGCAGACCCGGAGUUCUUGGCAUUCCUUCGUGGAGAGGGCAUCUCUGAGAGCACCAUCACCUCACUGCUCCAGCAGGGUUUUGACUCCACCAGUAUGCUGGCCGUCAUGGAGGAGAAUGAUGUGCGAUCUGUGGCACCAAACCUGGGCCAGGCCCGUGUGCUGUCUCGGGUAGCCCUCAGCUGCAAACGUCCUCCUGAGACCCCUAUCAGCGGGCAGCAGAGUGUGGCUCGUGCACGUUCCAACAGCUUCAGCCACCGCAAUGACCUGUACCUUCAGCAACAGAACCUAGACCCUGGUGUCAUGCAGCAACCCACCAACACCCUGCAAUCUAUUUCACCCAGGAUGGGGGAGGUAAUCGGCAGAAGACCGAAUAGUGCUCCUUCUCAACAUCUCCUGGAGACAACUGCCUACCCUGGGGCCCCCUUGCCCGGAGGACCACCUAUUGGCUCAGGAAGUUAUGGGAGUCCAAUGCCCCAUACUCGUCCAAUGUCAGCAUAUGCUGGCCAGCCUGGCCUCACUAUCCCUCCCAUGCCAACCAUACCAGUCAUUCCAGCUCAGUCGUUGACCUCCAUGCCUGCUCCUCCCCCAAAGGCAUAUUCUACUAACUACACAGUACCCAUGGAGCUGAUGAAGAGAGAUCGGAGCUUACCGCCAAUGUCCCCCAUGCACAGCUCUCACCACAGCCCCCAGGUGCUGCGUAAGAGUGGACCCCAGGUGGAGAAUGCCCUGAUACCCGCAGGCGUCAUCCCACAGAACAUCCCCAACCAGAAGCUUACCCGGCGCACUGGGCCUCCCGUCAUUGUGUCAACCAUGGCGUCACCUGAUUCAAGCAUCCGGCCCCAGAUCAUGAACGGGCCUAUGCACCCGCGACCCCUUGUGGCUCUACUGGAUGGGCGCGACUGCACCGUGGAGAUGCCCAUCCUCAAAGACUUGGCCACAGUGGCCUUCUGUGACGCGCAGUCAACCCAGGAGAUCCACGAGAAGGUGCUGAACGAGGCUGUGGGUGCCAUGAUGUACCACACCAUCACCCUGACCCGCGAGGACCUGGAGAAGUUCAAGGCCCUGAGGAUCAUCAUUCGUAUCGGCAGCGGCUAUGACAACAUCGACAUCAAGGCCGCCGGCGAGCUGGGGAUCGCCGUGUGUAACAUCCCCUCAGCAGCAGUGGAGGAGACGGCCGACUCCACAAUGUGCCACAUACUCAACCUGUACCGACGGAACACCUGGCUGUACCAGGCGUUGCGGGAGGGAACACGUGUGCAAAGUGUGGAGCAGAUUCGCGAGGUGGCAUCUGGAGCAGCCCGCAUCCGUGGGGAGACCCUAGGCCUCAUAGGCUUUGGUCGUUCUGGGCAGGCGGUUGCCGUACGGGCUAAGGUGUUUGGCUUCAACGUGAUCUUCUACGACCCAUACCUGCAGGAUGGGCUUGAGCGCUCGCUGGGCGUUCAACGCGUCUACACCCUACAGGACCUGCUCUACCAGAGUGACUGUGUGUCACUGCACUGCAACCUCAAUGAACACAACCACCACCUGAUCAACGACUUCACCAUCAAGCAGAUGCGGCAAGGGGCCUUCCUGGUGAACACAGCACGAGGCGGCCUGGUGGACGAGAAGGCCCUAGCCCAGGCUCUGAAGGAAGGCCGGAUACGGGGAGCGGCCCUCGACGUACACGAGUCAGAGCCAUUCAGUUUUUCCCAGGGCCCUCUGAAGGAUGCGCCCAACCUCAUCUGUACCCCACACACAGCCUGGUACAGCGAGCAGGCCUCCCUGGAGAUGAGAGAGGCGGCAGCCACUGAGGUCCGGAGAGCAAUCACAGGUCGCAUCCCUGACAGCCUAAGAAACUGUGUCAAUAAAGAGUUCUUCGUCACCACCACCCCCUGGUCAGUAAUGGACCAGCAAGUUCACCCAGAGCUCAAUGGGGCCUACAGGUACCCUCCGGGUGUGGUGGGCGUGGCACCAGGAGGGAUCCCCGGGACGAUGGAGGGCAUGAUGCCAGGGGGGCUGCCCAUCGCCCACACCCUGCCCGCCGGCACACACCCCUCACAGACGCCCUCGCCCAACCAGCCCGCCAAGCACGGCGACACCAGAGAGCACCUGACCGAGCAAUAGCACUAGACCAGGAGCGUUCAUACCGACACUCGACCGGGACCAAGGGGCCGUGAACCGUAGCCCCUCUGCCUCUCAGCACUGGGAACCGCAACAUGUUCCACGGAUUUGUACUCUUCGUUUUGUUACGUUUUAUUCCUCCCUUUUUUUGAUUCAGUGUUUUUUCUUUUUUUUUUUUUUUUCUGGAAAUAUCCCGUUUUUCUCGGACCUGUCGACAGCGCCCGGGCGAGCAAGGCUGCUGCGUGAUUCGCUGGGAUACUGCCCCGCCCACUGCCCGCCUUGUGGGAGGGCCUUGCUUCCUGCCCCCCCCCCCCCCCCCCCACACCACAUUGGAGUGCUCAGAAGAACAAUGACAUCAUUCCUUUCUGACCACGCCCCCAUUUCCAGCUUCUGCUCCGCCCCCAACCCCCCCACCCACCUUCAGUUCAGUUUCGCAUCUGUGUUUUCCCCCUUUAUUUUGUACAUUUUAUUCAC
Scleropages formosus (Asian bonytongue) is the source of this 3824-nucleotide messenger RNA. It is a transcript of the gene ctbp2a, whose product is annotated as C-terminal binding protein 2a. The record is from RefSeq and is a predicted model, not a curated record. Gene Ontology annotation, cellular component: nucleus. Lineage: Eukaryota; Metazoa; Chordata; Actinopteri; Osteoglossiformes; Osteoglossidae. Gene Ontology annotation, biological process: regulation of transcription by RNA polymerase II. Gene Ontology annotation, molecular function: oxidoreductase activity, acting on the CH-OH group of donors, NAD or NADP as acceptor; transcription coactivator activity; transcription coregulator binding.